AUGAUACCCCAACAACGCGGCGCAAACGUGCCGCAAAGAACCACUCGGCAGAUUCUACCCCAUGCUAGGCUAUUACCGGCACCUACCCAAUCUCGAUCAAUAGCAGAAGAUGAGUCUGAUCAGCCAUUUCCGCAUUCAGAGUUAGUCUCAAAGAAGAAAUCAACCAAGGAACCGCCACCUUACGGCCAUCGGAAAGGCUGGGUACCAAGAUCUCUUGAGGAUUUCGGCAGCGGAGGAGCUUUUCCUGAAAUUCAUGUGGCGCAGUAUCCUUUAAACAUGGGACGCAAGAAGGCUACUGGGAACGCUUUAGCAAUGCAAGUUGAUGCCGAAGGUCGUGUCAAGUAUGAUUCAAUUAUCAAGCAAGGACAAAGUAAAGACAAGGUUGUCUUUUCAGAAUUUCGCGAUUUAAUUCCAUUACACUUAAAACAGGAAGAUCCGUCUUUAUCGAUGCCAGAUGAAGAAGAAAUUGAAGAGACGACUCAGAAAACACGAGAAGCAUUGGAAAAGAUCAUACAGACCAAAGUUUCUGCAGCAAUGCCUGCCAGGCCUGCUGAAAAACAGGCCCCUGCACAAUACAUUCGAUACACACCUGCUCAGCAAGGACCUGCAUAUAAUUCUGGCGCAAAACAAAGAGUAAUUAGAAUGGUAGAAAUGCAGAAAGAUCCUUUAGAUCCGCCCAAAUUUAAAACAAACAAAAAGAUUCCACGAGGUCCUCCAUCCCCUCCUGCACCUGUUAUGCAUUCACCGCCACGCAAGGUAACCGUUAAAGAGCAGCAAGAGUGGAAAAUUCCGCCGUGUAUAUCCAACUGGAAAAAUCCUAAGGGCUACACAAUACCUUUGGACAAACGACUUGCAGCGGAUGGUCGAGGUGCUCAAGAAGUCAAAAUUAACGAAAAUUUCUCUAAACUGGCGGAUGCCUUAUAUAUAGCUGACAGAAAAGCACGUGAAUCUGUUGAACUUCGCGCCCAAAUGGAAAAGAAAUUAGCCCAGAAAGAAAAGGAAAGAAAAGAAGAAAGUUUAAGACUUCUAGCUCAGAAAGCACGUGAAGAACGAAUUGGCUUGCGAACCCAAGAUUCUGACUUUAGCGAGGAUGCCCGAGAACGUGAUCAGUUACGACACGACAGACACAAAGAACGUGAGCGAGAUAGGAGAAUUGCAAGAGCUGCUCCUGAUAAACGUUCAAAAUUAGAAAGGCAACGUGAUCGAGAUAUUAGUGAGAAAAUUGCUCUUGGAAUGCCCGCCAAUGUAAAAUCUGACGAAGGAAUGUACGAUCAGCGACUCUUUAACCAAGCAGAAGGUGUUGGCUCUGGUUUUGCGGAAGAUGAUGCUUACAAUGUGUAUGAUAAACCCUGGAAGAAAACUUCCGCGUCAUCAAUUUAUAGACCGUCUAAAAAUUUGGAUAAAGACAUAUAUGGUGAUGACCUGGAUUCACUGGUCAAGACGAAACGGUUUGCCGCUGAUACUGAAUUCCAAGGUACAGAUCAUAAUCUACAACGUGAUGGUCCAGUUCAAUUUGAAAAGGAUGAAGAUGAUCCAUUUGGUCUUGACAAGUUCUUGACUGAAGCUAAACAGUCUAAAAGACCCACCGAAGACUCGAAAGACAGUAGGAGUAAAAAGAGCAAAAACUAG
This is a messenger RNA of Trichoplax adhaerens, 1629 nucleotides long. RefSeq lists its product as uncharacterized. Lineage: Eukaryota; Metazoa; Placozoa; Uniplacotomia; Trichoplacea; Trichoplacidae. Bases 1 to 1629 code for a protein of 542 amino acids. The record is from RefSeq and is a predicted model, not a curated record. The transcript has 13 exons. Gene Ontology annotation, cellular component: spliceosomal complex. Gene Ontology annotation, biological process: mRNA splicing, via spliceosome.